AGCGUGCCACGCGAGGUGCCGGAGUUGCUUUGCUCCUGCCCGGGAUUUCAUCUCUCUCUCUCCCCCUUUACCCCACCCUUGGUCUUUUCUCUCUCUCUCUCUCUCUCUUUUUUUAUUUUGCAACCCUCCCCCCCUCCUGGGGUGGUGGUGGACCCGGACCGGGCGCAGAGGACGUUUCCUGAAGCUGUCCCGUUAACGCACCAUGUCAGAGCCCAUCACGCUCAACGUUGGUGGGAAGCUGUACACCACGUCGCUGUCCACCUUGACCAGUUUCCCAGACUCCAUGCUGGGCGCCAUGUUCAGCGGGAAAAUGCCAACCAAGAGGGACAGCCAAGGCAACUGCUUCAUCGACAGAGACGGGAAGGUCUUCCGCUAUAUCCUCAACUUCCUGAGGACCUCUCACCUGGACCUCCCCGAGGACUUCCAAGAAAUGGGCCUCCUGCGGCGGGAAGCGGAUUUUUACCAGGUGCAACCAUUGAUUGAGGCCUUGCAGGAGAAGGAGGUGGAGCUCUCGAAAGCGGAGAAGAACGCUAUGCUCAACAUCACCCUGGAUCAGAGGACUCAGACGGUUCACUUCACCGUCCGGGAAGCCCCGCAGAUCUACAGUCUGUCCUCGUCCAACAUGGAAGUGUUUAGCGCCCACAUUUUCAGCACCUCUAGCUUGUUCUUGAAGCUGCUGGGCUCCAAACUGUACUACUGUUUCAACGGCAACCUAUCAUCGAUAUCGAGCUACUUGCAGGAUCCUUACCAUGUCACCUUGGACUGGGUGGCGAGCGUGGAGGGCCUACCAGAGGAGGAGUACACCAGGCAAAACUUGAAGAGGUUGUGGGUCCUGCCGUCCAAGAAGCAAAUUAACACUUUCCAGGUGUUUGUGGAGGAGGUCUUGAAAAUCGCCAUGAGCGACGGGUUUUGCGUCGACUCCUCUCACCCGCACGCCUCGGAUUUCAUGAAUAAUAAGAUUAUCCGACUCAUUCGGUACAAGUAGACUCAUUAUCUCUGACCUCUCGUUCCUCUGUAACUAUACCGAUGUGUCACAGUGAUACCUUGACACACAGUUAUGUAUUCACACUCCAUGAAAUGCCAUGCUAAUCUGAAUCUCUAACGGGGUUCACUAACCUAGGCAGAAACUCUAGAACCGGGAGGGGUAAUAAACCUAUACGAGUAGGUCAUGCAAGGGAACUGAUCGUCUCCAUUAGGCUUCAUGGGGAUUUUGGGCCCCAUUUGCGCUGGUUCCCGUUCCUCCAAGGAGCAUUACGGGGAAGCGCCUUGUUCGUUAUUUCACUGCGGUGUUGGCACCGGCUAUGACGUCCAGAUUUAUGAGGGGAAGGAAACAGCGUGUGCUUCUUUCUUCUCUUUUGCGGGAUUGAUGCCGCCGUGCCCUGGCAGACAAAAGAUUGAAGUCAGGGCAGGAGUUAUGGUGAGGAACACAUGUACUUGUAGUAUAAUAAAUGCGCCCACGUCUGCUUUGGAAAAAAUCAGCAAUUCUGAUAGUUUACGUAAAGAUUCCGCUAAAAAUGUGACUCGCUUUAACCUCUCUGCCUCAGCUUUCUCAGUGGACAACGAAGUACCAGAAAAGAUCAGUCGGGAGGCUCAAAUUGGGGAUCUAGGUGUUGCAUAGCAAUUAAUGAGAUCACGAGUGGUAGAGACUCUUGAAAUAGGCACGUCGUGAUAAUCACUAGAGUAGAUUCCCUCUUCUGUUACAUUGUACCUCCCCUGGCACACGGACAGAAAAUCGCUCUUGCGUUCUGGAGAGCAUCAGUUUUGACUUUACGUUCUUUUGAACCUGGCCACCAGGGGUGGAAUUCUAGCAGGAGCUCCUUUGCAUAUUAGGCCACACACCCUUGAUGUAGCCAAUCCUCCAAGAGCUUACAAGGCUUCUUUUUGUAAGCUCUUGGAGGAUUGGCUACAUCAGGGGUUUGCGGCCUAAUAUGCAAAGGAGCGCCUGCUAGAAUUCCACCCCUGCUGGCCAUUAAUCAUUACUAUGUUUAAGCCGGGUAGAGGAAAUGUCCCACCACAACUGAUAUAUCCCCUGUGAUCAAAAAAUGGGACAUGUCUCAAUUGAUGUCAAUCUGCCUGCUUUUUUCUCGCCCCCCGCCCACCAAGUAGAAAGGUGUUAGUAACCUUCAAAUUUUACAAACAGCGUGCGUGAAUAAUAUAGAUCUAGUUAAAUCCUGAUGUGGUUUUGGAGUCUAAUUUUAUCACCUUCCCUUAGAAUUGCCCCUGCUGUUUUAAUGUUCCCCUGCGGUACUUUUCACCACACUUGAUUUCUGUUGCUUCUCUUCGGUGACUUCCUUCUGCUUGGGUGUCAACAUGACCAAAAAAGUUCCCCCUUCCUUGUCUGGUCCCCGUACCUUUUCUGAAGGCGACGUCUCAUGCCUCUUUCAAACAUGGUGGACAAUGUGCAAGUCUGGCACAUCUCUAUGCCAACAUCCUGAUGAACUCCAAAGAAAUGUUAAGUCACAGGCUUCACCUGUGGCACAGGUGUGUGGGAGAGAUCACAAGACUUAUCCAUAAAGUCCAGGGCUUUUUGUUGUUGCAGGAACUCUUUGCAUAUUAGGCCACACCCCCUUGAUGUAGCCAAUCCUCCUGGAGCUUACAGUAGGUCCUGUGCUAAGAGCCCUGGAAGCUCUUGGAGGAUUGGCUACAUCAGGGGGUAUGGCCUAAUAUGCAAAGCAGUUCCUGCUACAAGAAAAGCCCUGUUAUAGCAGUGGAACCACCAUGAAAGUUGAUGCUGUGAACUGACCCUUAAGGCUACCACGUCUGAGUAGAGAAUGAGGCGAUGCCAUAAUCCAUUUGAUUUAAACGAAACCAAGGAUAAGCGUGAAGUGUAGAGAGAAGUGGAGGAGUUAACUGUCGGUGACAACUGACCUAGAGAAAACAAAAUGCAAUUUGCAAUUCACUUAAUUCUUGCUAAGGUGCUAAAACCUUUCUCUGGCCUGUGCAGUUUUGGAAUGCAAGUGGGAACGCAGCUGAUAAUAUCCUUUUAAGAAAAGGAAAAGAACACCUCCUGCAUAAAGAAAACCAGCAUCUCAGGGAGACGGCUAGGCCCUUCUUCCUCCCAACUACUUUUCUGCAUACAGAGGACUUUGAAACAAAGCAAUGAUCAAGUCGGUCCCCUACCCGCCAUUUGAAGUGGUACAGUCCUGACAGAGGUCAACUAUUUCGGUGGCCACGUUGGCGAAGCGCAAACUAAUAACGCAAAGAACUCCAGUUGUAAAAUGACGUGCCUUCGUCAAGUUUUGAAUAAUUGCACAAGGGUUGUGGUGGCAGGAGAUGACACGUUAGAAGCACUCCGAAUAGCGGGAGCUCAUAGUGACGCCGUCCUAGGGCAGCAUGCCCCGUCGUUACCGUUGCUUCCAAUAAUUUUAGCCAAGCCGAUUUGUUGCAGGGCAACUGUUCUUGGGAAAGCACUGAGUUCACCAUGGCCUGGAAAACUGUCAAAAAUAUGGUUCGGGCCACGAGACAGGAAACUUUGCCCCAUCAAAGCCUCCUCCAGAACCAGGGGUGGAAUUCUAGCAGGAGCUCCUUUGCAUAUUAGGCCACACACCUCUGAUGUAGCCAAUCCUCCAAGACCUUACAAGGCUCUUUUUGUAAGCUCUUGGAGGUUCGGCUACAUCAGGGGGCGUGGCCUAAUGUGCAAUGGCGCCCCUGCUAGAAUUUCACCCCUGGCCAGAACAAUCACCAUCCACUACUAAAUCUUUGUUUCGACGGUGUGUCUGAGCUGCUUUUCUGAAUUAGUCGUUACCCACUCAUGAUGCUAGGUGCGUCGCUGCUGUGGAAAGACUGUGGGUGCCAUUCAGUUUCGAUGUCUGUUAUUGCACAAAUACAGGUUCUGUGAGACACGGAAUGGGAGCAUUUGGGGUCUCACAGAUGUUUACAAAAUAAAUUGACUUGAUAACUUUGGAAA
This is a messenger RNA of Heteronotia binoei (common prickly gecko), 3907 nucleotides long. Its product is annotated as BTB/POZ domain-containing protein KCTD21. The transcript has 2 exons. Gene Ontology annotation, molecular function: histone deacetylase binding; cullin family protein binding. NCBI's taxonomy places the organism in Eukaryota, Metazoa, Chordata, Lepidosauria, Squamata, Gekkonidae. Bases 203 to 985 code for a protein of 260 amino acids. The record is from RefSeq and is a predicted model, not a curated record. Gene Ontology annotation, biological process: ubiquitin-dependent protein catabolic process; protein homooligomerization.